UUGAGGGGAGUUUCCUGCGAGCUCGGCUUCCUCAACAUGGCAGCGCCCUUGUCAGUGGAGGUGGAGUUCGGAGGUGGUGCAGAGCUCCUGUUUGACGGUGUAAAGAAACAUCAAGUCACCUUGCCUGGACAGGAGGAGCCCUGGGACAUCCGGAACCUCCUUGUCUGGAUCAAGAAGAAUUUGCUAAAAGAGCGGCCAGAGUUGUUCAUCCAUGGAGACAGCGUGCGGCCAGGAAUUCUGGUGCUGAUUAACGAUGCCGACUGGGAACUGCUGGGUGAGCUGGACUACCAGCUUCAGGACCAGGACAACAUCCUCUUCAUCUCCACGCUGCAUGGUGGCUAAGGGCCCUCUCUGUGCCUGGACACCCUUUGGGGGAGGAGAACGGAACAAUCAGAUGUCCCCUUGGGUCCUGCUUCCAGGUCUCCCUAUGCCCCUUGGCUGCUUUCUUCCCUGCUCUAUCUCCCAAGCUCCCUCCAGGCAGGGAAAAGAGGCCAGGUGCUAAAAAUGAGCCUUUCUCAGGCACGUGAGCAUGGGAAGCAGGCAGGCGCCUGAGCCCAGCACUCCAUCUCCCAGCAGCUGAGGUGGGGGAGGGUGCCCCUUUGAUUUGUCACAAGUGGAGGGGGGCCCUGCGGCCAGGUGACCCAGCUGCCUUCCACUCCUGUGUCUCAGUCUAAACACUGAGUGACCGCUGACAAAGCUCUCUAGCUCUUGGGCCACAGUGUCUUCAUGGGGAAGAUAAAUGGACAUGAAUAGCUGAUGGGAGACCCCUCCCUUCUCAAAGAUUGGAUGAGUCUCCGCCUCAGUUUCCCCAUCUGGAUAGCAGAGAGCUCUGCCUGUCCCCCACUGAUAUCAUUAUGGAACCCCAGCUGGGGUCCCCUAUUCAGGGCUGACCCCCUCCCCCCCCUGACAGCAGCUGCUCUUCCAGCCACACCCCUCCUCCUGCUCCCCACAGCCCUUGACCCUGGCUGGCCUCCCCCCACCCAGGCCACCAGAUGGGCUCCUGAGACCCUCCCCAAGCUGCUUACAACUCAUUCUGCUGGGGAUAGAGUGGGGGAAGGAGUAGGCUAAACCUUAGACUAACAAAUAAGAGUCCAGGAGGGUUCAGUGUGCCUCAGUUUCCUCCUUUACACAACUAAAUAUUUAUAAUAUCUGAAAACUGAAGAGAUAUUUGGUGGCACAGUUGUAGAUUUUAUCUCCCUUUCCACCUCCUGCAGGAAGCAAGUUGGGGGCAGGCAGCACCUGGUAGGCAGAGUGGUUUGCCCCUUCUCUCUCCAUCCCUUCUGGAAGUCUUGGGGCCUCGGUGCCUACAACAGCUGGCCUUGGGCAAAUAAAAGAUUAAGUUGUUUACUA
This is a messenger RNA of Cynocephalus volans (Philippine flying lemur), 1350 nucleotides long. RefSeq names its product ubiquitin related modifier 1 (gene URM1). Gene Ontology annotation, biological process: protein urmylation; tRNA thio-modification. Lineage: Eukaryota; Metazoa; Chordata; Mammalia; Dermoptera; Cynocephalidae. The transcript has 5 exons. The coding region runs from base 37 to 342 and encodes 101 amino acids. Gene Ontology annotation, cellular component: cytoplasm; nucleus. Gene Ontology annotation, molecular function: protein tag activity. The record is from RefSeq and is a predicted model, not a curated record.